Messenger RNA from Scleropages formosus (Asian bonytongue), 2853 nucleotides. RefSeq names its product SERTA domain containing 4 (gene sertad4). Gene Ontology annotation, cellular component: nucleus. The transcript is spliced from 4 exons. Bases 705 to 1658 code for a protein of 317 amino acids. NCBI's taxonomy places the organism in Eukaryota, Metazoa, Chordata, Actinopteri, Osteoglossiformes, Osteoglossidae. The record is from RefSeq and is a predicted model, not a curated record.
GCGAGCGAGCGCGGGCGCGCGCGCGCCCUCCCCGCCCCUCCGUGCGCGCUCCCUCCUUUGUGGGUCACAUCCACGGAGUCCGUUCUCGCGCAGUUGCAGCACAGACAUUCUCCCGCGUGCGCUCUCCAGUGCGGAAACCGGUCCAGCGCGCGCUCUGCUGCAAGGAGGGAUGGGGCGACCCUCGCCUUCCCCCCGCACGUUCACGGCGCCCUCGCACCUCUCCGGAUCGCCGGCGGAGCCACUCUGUCUCGCGGAAGACGUGCCGCGCGGACGAAACCAACGCGCGCCUUUGUUCGCGCGCUGACGCGUUCGUAGACGCGGGGGCACCGACCGGGCGCGAGCCGAGCCCGAGGGGAACCCUAACGCCGUCCGCGGGCUUGCGGGCGCUGGGUGCGUGUGUGUGUGUGUGUGUGGGGAGAGCUGUGCGACCUGAGGUGUGUGACCUGUUCCCCGCGCGAGUCUGAAAACGCUUCCAGACCAGUGUGUGUGUGUGUGCGUGUGCGUGCGUGCGUGUGCGCGCGUGUGUGUGACAGCUCAACGCUGCGCCUCGACGGAGCCUCCGAGACGGAGCGGAGCGCGCGGAGUGGUCGCGAGCACGGAGCGUCUCCGCAGAUGGAAGUUGGGUCGCAGUAGCUGCGCCGAGGAGCAGGAGGACAAGUCCGAGCAAAAGCAUCGACACCAUUCCAGACCCGAGUGAGAGAGAGAUGACCCUGGUCCUGUCCAUGAAUCUGUUCUGCGAGCACGCUGCUUCCGAAGGGGAACCCACGCGCCCGCCCUACCACCCCAUCUGGGAGUCCGAGCGCUGCAGUAAGAGCUGCGUGUCCAGCCCCUCGCCGCUGGGAUGCGCUGUGGAGGACCUCGCGGAGGAGCCUCACUGCAGAAGACCGCCGGAUCACGUGGUCACGUCGAGGGUCUCCUAUUUUAAAAGGAAGUUUGUGGACGAUGAAGAACCUCCCUUCAACUUCCGGAGUUACUGCCAGACGGUGGCGCCGGUUUUGGAGGAGCGCGCCCAUGUGCUGCGCCUGUCCCUGGAGAAGAUGCGCUUCAUCGACGACCCCGAGGCCUUCCUCCGACGCUCCGUCCUCGUCAACAACCUGCUGCGGAGGCUCCGUGCCGAGAUCCUUCUGCAAAGCGAGUGGUGCUUCCCGCCAGGCCCCGCCCCUGGACCAGGCCCCAGCCCCAGUCUUGGCCCCACCCCCAUGUGCCCCUGGGAAGCUCCGCAGGGGCCGUUCCGCAAGCGUUUCCGGCUGAUCCGCGGCGAGGCCCAGGAGUGCCUGCAGGCCUGCUGCUGCUUCUAUGGCGGGCGCUACCUACGUUUGCCCUUCUCGGUCUACGAGGACGCCACCACUUCCUCUCCCUCCCCAUCCUCCUCCUCUUCACCCACCACCCCGUUCUGCACAACUUCCUCUCCCUCCUUCUCUCAUUCACUUCCCAUGGAGGGUCAGAGAACCCGACUGGACUCCUUGUACCCUGGCCUGGAGCCCCCUGAGGCGAGGGAAGCCGCGGAGUUGCUGGAGCCCAAAGAGCGGGCCCUGCUACGUGAGAGGGUGGCCCCACGUGACGGGGAGCGCGGGAAGGGUACGGUGGCAUCCCACUCGAGGUGGGGUGAGCUCAGGCCCGAGCCUAGCAGCUGGGGCUUGGACAGCAGGAAACUGUGAGAGCCAGAUGAGAAGAAAUGGAGACGGAGAUGAGAAGAGAAGGUCGACAUCAUUGCGCUGGAGGCCAUCAGAUGGGUUCCAUGGCGCAGGAGCUCUGAAUCCCCUACAAAACUUCAGAAACUAUGGCCAAAAGCCACUCCACAAAGCCUGAAAACACAGUCUAGCCAGCAUAGGAAGAGGUUAUAUGAGUGGAAAUUUAAAACUUCUGCACGGUAUGUAAGAACAGAGGAACUGGCAUCCCUCACGUUCCAUCGGGCAGUAGGUCCCCGUCACAGGAUGCUUCUUUGUGGAAAGUUGGGUUUGUUUCGAGCGGCCGAAACACUAAAAUAUGUUAUUUACAAACCGACGUACCCCACGGAAGUGGCGACUGCCAAAACGAAAGAUCAGGUUUUUGUGAUGAUCUGGUGGGUCCAAAAGUCGGUUUUCCCCACAUCUUAGUGUUCGAUGGAGUCUGUGGCUGUCGCUGCACCUGUUACCGGCUCCUCCAGCUCUUGAGCCCCUCGUGAAACGCAGCCUCAACGCUGCCUGUGGGCACAAGAAACCUGUUGACUUCGGGCUUCAGAGCUUCAGACUGUAGGGCACGUCUGUCUGGCCAAGCCACUGGACCUCGGCAUGAAGAGCUUCCGUUUGUCAAGAGUAAGAAACACACGGUGCCUUAAUUUUGUAAUGUUUAUAGUAUUUUUUUUUUUUUUGCUUGUACUUAAACGUCUUAAAUUUCAAGAGUUCAUUGUGAGUCAUCUGACGGCUCGUCAACCGAGCAGUUAUUUGCGUGGGCCUGCCAAUAACGGAGGAAGAGGACCACACCUGGUGCUCUGAGAACCUGGCCCUCAUAGCUAUGGAGACGUCACCGCCAUGCUGUUCUAUUUCCCGGCGGGUCGCUCGCCCCAAACGGCCCUGGCGCUCUGGCUGAACCGAGAACUCGGCCGUAGAAGCGGAUCCAACCUCAUGAUUCCGGCCCUCCUCUACCGGCCCCCCGUAGGCCACCCUCCGGUCUUUGGAUCAUUUCAUAACGUCGCCACCUGAUGCAGUCUCCAGACACAGUAUCUGUUGAGUAACUUCCAUUCUGACAAGGUACAAAUGAAAGUACCAUCAUCUGAAAGUGUUUUAGAAACUCCAUUAGUUUUGUGAAUUUCCUUUAGUAGUCUCUUUUGCUUUGAUUUACCAAGAGCUUUCUCGUAUCGUUAAAAAAAAAAAA